GUGAAAAUGGUACAAUAUCAAUACGGGCGGAAGAAGACAUAAACUUGUCAUGUCCCAGCAACUUACCAUCAAUACCGGAAUGGAAUUAACUAGCAAGUCAUUGGUUCAUUGUUAUUGAGUGUUCUAUAUUGUAGUUGAAUGAAAAACCUUUUACGUUUGAUGGGGAAUGCGAACAACAAGAUGAAGCACAAACAUAAAAAGCCAGUCAAUCAUGAAAAUAUCGACGUGAACAGAAGCAAAACAUUACGAGUAUUAGAACAAUUGAAAUCAGAGGAUUCAAAUCAUCUGCAAUCAUAUCCGGAGCUUAUUAUUCAUUCCAAUAGCAAUAUGGAUAGAACGGAUCAUCAAACAGAAUCAAUUCCUAGCAAUAACAAUGUUAUUAUCAAUCAUAGGUUUUCUUCAGCACCCCAGCUCCAAUCCUCAAUUACCUCAGAUAAUGUUAAGAUACGGAAGGUGUUAAAAGAUGGACGAAUUGUGAAGGAAGUAGUAUCUUGUGAUAAUAUUGAUAAAUGUGAAAAUGCGGUGCAUGUCAGGGCCAAUAACUCCGAAUAUCAACAACAAUCUAGUGAUCUCAGUGAACAAAAUGAAACAGACUUUGGAUUCUUGGCGGGCUGGAGAAAUAAUGGAUGUAACGAUAUUGAUAUAAAUAUUCCUUCUGAGUCAAACAAAGCUCCUCCGUCUGAAUACUAUGCUGAGGGGGAUCAACCAUUGACCGUAGAAGAUAUGGAUAGGCUACAAGCAAUGGGUAAAAAUUAUACAUCAGCUAAAUAUCAUGCUUAUGUGAACUCUCCGAAAGAAUAUUUUUCUGAUGCUAAAAUCAUAGUAGAGAAAUUAGAAAAACCACCAUACAACUUUAAGUUAUUUCUCCCUGAGCGACAAUUAUUGUGUGGUUCUUAUGAACUGGAAGCAAAGUGCUCCGGCAAGGUGAUCUCAUUACUCGGUGAAAAUUAUAAAGACUCUGAAGCAUUUCAUUUUAUCAAUUAUUUUGCAAAAUCCUUAGAUCCAAUAUCGAAAGAAGCUAAACUAAUACCAGUUUUAAUGGAUGAAAUCGACCAAAUUCCUCGUAUUCUGAAGGGCAUGUAUCUAAUAAGAUAUUAUAAAGACAGUGAUAGAGGCUUCUUCUGGGAUAAAUUAUCAAAUUCAAUCAUAACGUGUAAAUCGUGUCCUUCUCGUCUGAAUAGAAUAACAUGACGUGACUACACUGCUUCAACAUUCGAGAGUACUACUGUCAUGAAAGAUCACAAUUAACUGAUCAUGCAUGACUUGUGUGUUUCGUUAUAUACAUUUGUAUAUGGUCAUAUUGGCAAUUCAGAAAGUUUCUUGCCUGCUUUUAUUUCUCCAUCCGUAUUAUUUUUUAUUUUUGUUGAUGUCUAUAUUGUUUUGUGUUAUCUAAAAGAUAUGUGUAAAAUAUUCUGUUCUGUUAGUAUGUUUUAUGAACUAAUAGCUGUGUAUUUCCACAAAAAUGGACUUUAUCAAAUGGAAGUUACCAAAAGCUUUAACAACAGAUCGAUCUGUAGUCCUGUAGGUUUCCUCAAGAAUGUAUAACAAACCUUUAGCCAUGUUCCAAGGUACUAAAAUUUGGCCUUAUAUAUAUUGUAUGAAAUUUAACCAGUAAUAGGUUGUCAUUCACGAGCAUUGGUAAUUGAAAUAAAUAAUAUUUUUAAACGCA
This is a messenger RNA of Lottia gigantea (owl limpet), 1669 nucleotides long. RefSeq lists its product as hypothetical. NCBI's taxonomy places the organism in Eukaryota, Metazoa, Mollusca, Gastropoda, Lottiidae. Bases 139 to 1191 code for a protein of 350 amino acids. The record is from RefSeq and is a predicted model, not a curated record. The transcript has 5 exons.